Patella vulgata (common limpet) is the source of this 4511-nucleotide messenger RNA. Its product is annotated as dystonin. Gene Ontology annotation, molecular function: structural molecule activity; protein binding. The record is from RefSeq and is a predicted model, not a curated record. Gene Ontology annotation, cellular component: cytoplasm; cytoskeleton; intermediate filament. The transcript is spliced from 15 exons. The coding region runs from base 315 to 2789 and encodes 824 amino acids. Lineage: Eukaryota; Metazoa; Mollusca; Gastropoda; Patellidae. Gene Ontology annotation, biological process: intermediate filament cytoskeleton organization; wound healing.
GGGCGCGAUAUAUCAGGAUCGAUAAUCUGAUAUAUAUUUAUGUUUACUGUUUACUCUGACUUGCCAAUAAGCGUAGGCGAUCUAAAUUAUACACCACAAAAAUACCUGCACGUUUAUCUAUAUCCUGGCUAGCUUUAAUAAGAUAUAAUAUACGAAAGACAAAAGGACGGUUUCGGAGAUUACAAGUGAGAGUUUGUUGGACAAGGUCUUCCGUAUAUUAUAGGUCACAAUACCUGAGCCCAUAGUAUGAGCUAUACCUAAUACAGCCGGUUAUAUUGAUACAAUAAGGCUUUAUAUAUAUCUACAUCAUCAUUAUGUUGACAGCGGCUUUAAUAUGGUUUUAUUUUCGGGAUAUAGCCAACUAUUUAAUAGAUUGGGGAGAGCUGGAAAUGAAGAAAAGAAUGGCGAAAUCAGAUGUCCAGAAAUGUAUGGAUUGGCUUUUCCAGCAACAGGGUGAUAUGGAAAUAGCUGGCUAUGGUAAAGGACAGAGUGGUGUAUUAGAGGCUGUCAAAAAACAAAGAUUGAAGGACAGGGAAAUAAAAGAUUUUAGAAACAAUAUCAACCGAGCUUUAGAAAAAAGUGAAGCUAAAAAUGGUGAAUUACCACAAAUAGAUGGCAAUUAUGAAUCAGUGCAGGCACUUUCGUCGAAACGUACAGCAUGUUUAGAAAUCAUUUCGCAAAUAGCAUCCCUGGAAGAAAUUGUUCAGGAUAUGUCAACCGAAUUAGAUUCUAGAGCCGUCCAUUUAGUAAACAUUGGAGAAAACAAUAAACUGAAAGGUGCUAGUUCUCAAACCAAUGAAAGUCUAGCCCGAGCAGCACAGACGUGUAUAACUGCAGUUCGCCAGAAUUGGAAAUGGAUAAUUACAACUAUGCAAUGUGCUGAACUUCAUGGUAGAAAUGCUGCAGCUUAUCAGGAGUUUUUCCACGAGGUAGAAGAAGCUGAGUAUUGGAUGAACACAACCUUGUCAAAAAUACAUACAACAUUUGAUAAAUCUAAAUUAAACGGUGAUAGAGCUGAUGUACAAGCUAUAAUGGAUGAAAUGAAGGAUGUAUUAUUAGCAUAUUUACAAUGGCAAUCGAAAGUAGAUAGUUUAUUUGAAAGAAGUAAAGAUCUUGUACCCGUACCGCUCAGAUUAAAUAAAUUACCUGAACCACGCCCAGUCAUUGCCUUAACAGAUUACAACACAAAAGAGAUAUCAUUUUCUGAAGGCGAUUCCUUGACAUUGAUAGAUAACAGUGAUAGAAAAUCAUGGAAGGUACGAAACAGCGGCGGUCAGAUCGGAAAUGUACCAGCUGUCAUUUUAUUGUUACCAGGGCCGUCUGGUCCAGCCGUUGAUGCCGCUGUCAAGUUACGGCUUCAACUACUAGCAUUAUGGACAAACAGUGUCAAACGUCUAGGUUACCAAAUGAUUGCAUUCAUGCUGCUUGUCUUCAGAGAUUGGAAUUCAGAAGAGAUUUCCGCGUUACAGGCUAUGUCAAAAAAAGACAAACUAGAGUUAUUAAGAAUAUUGAAAUAUUUAGAAGACACUCUUAUUAAGAACUGGGAUGGUUACGGUGAUUUUGAACAACUUCAAGAAAGAAUUCUUCGUUUACGAACUAUUAUUGAAGAAGCGCCUGAAGCCGAUAAAUCCGACCCUUCCACCAUAUCUACGGUUGUGGUACAAAUUCAAUAUCUAGAACAAUUGUUAAAUAAAUACCAGGAUUUCUGGGCUUACUGGGAAACUAAUAGAACUGUUGUUGAGUUAUUACGUCAACCUAAAUAUCUGUUGGUAUGUGAUAAAUGGGAACAACUUAGAUAUGUUACAACAGCCCACUUUGUUACAUUCUGGGAUACAAAUCUUGGUUUAGAAGAUUAUUCUAAACCGCAGAAAGUCACACAACCGUUAGAAAAACAGCAAUCAUCCCUUACCCUCCACGAAAAACCCAAAGAACACAUGACCCCUACCAUGGAAGUUGAAGAGGAAGAAUGGACAAUGAGCACGGAAUAUGAAGAAACGAUUACUGAUCAAGUACAGACGUCCGUCGAGGAAGAACAACACACAUUUGUCAUCACUGGUGUCGUGGAUCCCAGAACAGACGAGCGACUAAGUCUCCAGCAAGCUAUUAUGAUGAACAUCGUGGACCAAGCCAAGGGCACCUACACCAACCCACUUACCAGAAAAACCAUUCCCAUGAGUCAGGCUAUGAACGAGGGAUUAAUUGUCAUGGAUUUUAUCUCUAAAACUAAGAUCCGUGAAGAGAAAAAAGAAUUUGGUUUAAUUACAGUAAAAGUAACGCGCGAAAAUCGUCCCUACACGAUUCUCAGUGUUGUCGAUCCAGCUACUGAACAAAAUCUCACUGUUGCACAAGCCGUGGAAAAGAAAAUCCUCAACACUCGCGAGUCGACGUACAAAACAGAGCACGGGGAGAAGAUGUCCGUAGCUGAUGCUAUUUCUUCUGGUCUUGUUCGCGUUGAAUACCACAAAGCCGAUGCCAACCACCCACCGACGGUGGAAUCCAAAACGUACGCCGUUAACGCAGUCGUUGACCAAAAACAACAUCGAAAAAUUCCAUUCGCCGAAGCCAUUAAUAGCGGAAUUUUAAAUAGAAAUACAGGAGAAUAUACCAACAAUAUUACAAAUGAAAAAGUCCAUGUUACGGAAGCCAUUGUAAGAGGGUUCAUUAAAGCUAGAGUUGUCAAUGAUGCCAAUGCUUUAGAUAUUGACCCCGAAAAUAAAAUAGUCGUAGAGAAGCUGGAUCAUGUCAAAUCGAAACUCUCGGCCAUUAGAGCCUUUAAAAAUGGUGUCUAAACGAUGAAAGCAUUUUAAUUAUUUUAAGGUAUUAGCGCACAGACAACUUUUGAAAAUGUCUAAUCUUUUCAAAAUCUGGUUACUUUCACAAACAUUUCCAAUGAAAUUCCACAAAUUCAAAACGCCGCCUAUUAAAACUAUACAAGAACCAAAAACAGUUAAUGCAAUAUAACGUCUAUUUCUACAUUACAAUGUAUAUAUUAAAGGAGCUAAAUCGCUAACAUUUGGGACCUAGAAAUUGACAAAAGUGGAUCGCAACGCAUAUAAUACUGUAAUAUGAAUGUAUAUAAACUGAUUAACAUUCAAUGGUUUCCGUUUUUACUCCAAUUUCAAAUCAGUUAUGUUCGGCGAAAUAAGCCAGCAGUCUCAAGCGAGUGCAAAUUUCUAGCGUCUGGUUAUUCCAGUUCUACAUACGCCGUUUGAUUUGGUGCAAUGUGUCUAGCCUCGUCCCUCGAGUCUCUUGGUGCAACUGGGGCUGAAGCGCAUUAUGGUACACGAUUCAUGUACCAAUGGUAAAAUGUUUAUUUUGUAUUAAAUAUUGGAUAUCAAAAGCCCAUCUUUUUCCGGUAAGAUCACAACAUGAAUGUUGAUUUAAUUUGACAAAUAAAUCGUGUUUUCAAUGUUGAAGAUUUUGGAUGAUAUUGAGUUAGAGACUUAGCUACUUCAAUGAAUGUUUGUAAAACUGGAAUAGAUUCCUGUAUUUAAAAUAUUGUUUAAUCAUUCUCCCAGGCGAGAUAUAAAGCUUGUGUCGAUAAAGCAACAUUUUGAACUAGGAAUACGCGUUUAGCUUACAUUUAUUAUUAUUGUCCGCUGGCCAUAGAAUAGAACUAAUUUACUAUGUAAAUGAACAUUUCAUCAUAUUAUUUUAAAAAAACUAUUGAAGAUGCAAUUGAUCAAAAAUUUACCACUUUACUCUUAUACUAAGAGUAAUUUAAUAUGAUUUCAAUAGUUAUUAUUUCUGGCCUUCUACGAGUGGAACAUAUCAUACUAUAAGGGUAGAAUAUACUCAUAAUAUUACUUACCUCAUUGGCAUCUGUAUUAAGUUUAAAGCAUGAGUUUUGGACAAUUUUGCGAAAACCAUCUUUUGUGAUCACGUAUCUUUAUCAUUGUAGGCAUUUAUUUCUAUUUACUCUUACUAAAAUAGAUAAGUGGAAAAUUUUGCCUUUCUUGUAUUUUAUGGAAUGUGUGGAAUUUAUAAUUAAGGGUCAAUUUCCGAGUUUGCGAAUGAUUGAAAUCUAAGAAAAUCAAACAACAAUUUAGCCUUCAAUUUUAAAUCAGAAACAAAACUGCGGACUUUAGUCGGAGAAAAUUUUAUAAUAUUUUCCUGCUGUUUUUCAAGCUUAAUUUGAUUUCUGAGAGAUCUUUCAAAAAUAAUAAAAUCUUCCUACAUCUCCAAGAAAAAGGGUCUCUAUUUAUAUACAAGUUAGUCUCGACCCCCAUCGUGGUAUUUUGUUAGUGUCCCUGUGUACUGUUUAUAUAUAAGAUGCUUCCUCUACAUAAUAUAUUCUGUUAUUUUUUUCCGGAGUCUAUUCCGUAUAGUUUAGUUAUAUACAUAGAUUUUUAUAUUUGAUAGAUGUUAUAUAUAAUUAGUACAAUACUUUAUGCUUUUGUUGUGACUUACAGCGACAUCUGUUUCUCUCUCCGCGAUUAUUGAUAAUAUAAAUACCUAUAUUACAUAUUAUAUAUAUUUUAUAUUUCAGUAAAAUGUUUUGUUAUAUAAAA